Molecule: messenger RNA, 945 nt
Organism: Musa acuminata AAA Group (dessert banana)
Lineage: Eukaryota; Viridiplantae; Streptophyta; Magnoliopsida; Zingiberales; Musaceae
Product: histidinol dehydrogenase, chloroplastic-like
Exons: 5
Coding region: 154-591 (145 amino acids)
Biological process (GO): L-histidine biosynthetic process
Cellular component (GO): cytoplasm; cytosol; chloroplast stroma
Molecular function (GO): NAD binding; metal ion binding; histidinol dehydrogenase activity
Source: RefSeq, a predicted model, not a curated record
GAUCUUUUUUAUUAGAGACCAUGUCAAUAUCAGACUUUGUAAAAAGUUGUGGGAAAUUGCUCUCAUUAGCAAUGUGGUUGUAUUAGUCAUAUCUUUAGUUAAAGAAAACUUGUAUUUUUGUUGUCAUCUAUUUGUACUUGCUUCAACCAAUACAUGUUAAUGUUUGUGUAUUGUUGUGUGAUUGUUAAGCUUGAUCCAGCUGUAAGGAAAGCAUUUGAUGUGGCAUAUGCCAAUAUUUAUGCAUUUCAUGAUGCUCAAAGGGUUCCUGAGAAGGAUAUUGAGAAUAUGACAGGAGUUCGGUGCAAAAGGAUAGCAAGGUGCAUCGGCGCUGUAGGGCUUUAUGUUCCAGGGGGUACUGCAGUUUUACCCUCAACUGCUCUCAUGCUUUCAGUGCCCGCACAUAUUGCCGGGUGCAAAACUAUUGUUCUUGCAACUCCGCCAAGUCGUGAUGGUAGCAUUUGCAAGGAAGUACUUUAUUGUGCCAAGAAAGCCGGUGUAACUCACAUUCUAAAAGCUGGGGGAGCUCAGGCAGUCUCAGCAAUGGCUUGGGGAACUCCAUCUUGCCCAAAGGUACAAAAUUCCAGUAUGUAGUGGGGGUUACUUUAUGAAUUAUUUUCUUUUAUAUGUUUGAGGAACAUAUACCAAAAGCAGCUGGUUGUCUUGUAAAAUUAGUGACUGUAAAUUCUAGGAUUACUGGGCUUAUGUUAUUACAGCUUAUCUUCUAUUAUUCUGUAAUCUUCCAUGUGAGUACUUUUUUGCAUCAAAGAGCAAACACUUCUUGUUGCAUUCUUUGUAUUUGUUAGGUGCACAAUGCAUAAAUAUUUCUUAAUGAGCUCAUUUUCCAGUAUCUCUUUCGGUCAUUGUGAGCUUCUUUUCAUUUUGAAUAAAAACUUUGUUGUGGGGCCUUCCAUUAUCUAACCAUCAUCUGCAAUUACUCCAAAUCCA